GACAUGUUCAUGUGGGCUUUUGAAUAUGCAAAUCCAAAUUUUAGAAGAGUCAGUCGUAAAACAACAAGAAGUGAUUGUUUGCAAUUGUAUGAAGCUGAAAAGAAUACUUUGAAAAGGAUUUUGAAUAAUGUGAGUAAGGUUAGCAUUACAACAGACAUGUGGAAGUCAAGUCACCAAGUAGUUGAGUACAUGGUUGUGACAGGUCAUUUUGUUGAUGCAAGUUGGAACCUUCAGAAGAGAGUUUUGAAUUUUGUCAAAGUGCCUCCUCCUCGACGAGGAACAGAUAUAGCAAAUGCUAUUUUCAAGUGUUUGAGAGGAUGGGGCAUUGAGAAUAAAAUAUUCUCAGUAACUGUUGACAAUGCAUCUUACAAUGACUCUUGUGUUAGAAGUUUGAAAGAAAACAUGUCAUUGAGCAGUAAGUUAGUACUUGAUGGUCAACUUUUUCAUGUUAGAUGUUGUGCUCACAUUCUGAAUUUGUUGGUGCAAGAUGGCCUUAACACUAUUAAAGAUGUCAUUCAUAAUGUUCGUGAAAGUGUGAAAUUUAUAAAUUCUUCAGAUGCAAGGCUAAAGUCAUUCCAUGAAGUUGUUGAAUUAAAAGGAUUGAAAGAAAGGAAACUUAUUCUUGAUUGUCCAACAAGAUGGAACUCCACAUUCUUGAUGUUGUGUACUGCAAGUAAAUUUAAGCAUGCAUUUUCAGAUUACAAUGAAAAAGAGCCCCAUUAUAAGUAUGCACCAUCAUUUGAGGAUUGGGACAAGAUUGAGAAGGUUUGUAAACUUUUGGAGGUUUUUAAUGAUGCAACUCAUGUCAUCUCAGGUAGUGAUUACCCUACUUCUAACUUGUAUCUUGCUGAAAUUCAAAGGGUGAAAAAGGUUAUUGAUAAUACAGCUGAGUGUUUUGACAUGUUCAUGCGUGAGAUGACAAAACCUAUGAAAGCAAAAUUUGACAAAUAUUGGGGGGAGUGUAAUUUGUUAAUGUCUAUUGCAUGUGUUUUAGAUCCAAGGAUGAAAUUAAAUGGUAUUAAGAUAACUUUUCCCUUAUUGUAUAAAACACCAAGUGAUGUUGAAAAGAAUGUGGAGAAGGUGAAAAGGGCAUUAGAAGAUUUAUAUCUUGAUUAUGUGAACUUGUAUAGUCAAGAUGCUUCUUCUACUAGUGGACAUAGUGAAGUCAAUGUUGAAAGCAGCACUCUGGUUGAUGGUGGACAACAAAUGGAUAAAGGGAUGCAAGAAUUAUUGAGUAUGGUCUACCAAAGUCAAUCAAUUCCUCUUACGAAAUCAGAGUUGGAGACUUAUCUUGAGGAAAAUCUUUUUAUUCCUUCUUCUACUUCAUCCUUUUGUGCCUUGGCGUGGUGGAAAAAUAAUAGUCCAAAGUUUAAAGUUUUAUCAAAGAUGGCUUCUGAUAUACUAGCUGUUCCUAUUUCAAGUGUGGCAUCUGAAUCCACAUUUAGUGCCGGGGGAAGAGUCAUUGAUGAAUAUCGUGCUAGCUUAAAUGAGGAAUCUAUUGAAGCUCUUAUUUGUGGUGGGGAUUGGCUUCGUAACAAGUACGGGCUGAAGAAAAAACAAAAGGGAGAUUCUGGACAACAGGAGAUUAUGUUGAAGCCAUGACUUGUUUCAUUUUAUGUUUGAAUGCUAUUGUUGUUAUUAUGUUUAAUGUUUCAUGUUUGUAUUGUGAACUUAUGAUUUCUGUUGUUGUUAAACUUGUGAGUUGUGAAUUUGUGAUGGACUUUUGUAUUAUGG
Molecule: messenger RNA, 1734 nt
Organism: Ipomoea nil (Japanese morning glory)
Lineage: Eukaryota; Viridiplantae; Streptophyta; Magnoliopsida; Solanales; Convolvulaceae
Product: zinc finger BED domain-containing protein RICESLEEPER 2-like
Exons: 2
Coding region: 4-1602 (532 amino acids)
Molecular function (GO): DNA binding; protein dimerization activity
Source: RefSeq, a predicted model, not a curated record